AUGGUUCUUAAUACAUUCUCUUUGAGUUAUAGCUUCAUUUUUAUGAUUUUUGGCUUUAACUAUGCUCUUGAAAACCCGGAAAUGUAUGUUAUUAGACAAAAAAUUUCUAAACUUAAAUUACCCUAUAGAAAAGUCUAUUGCAACACCCCAGAACAAAUUGGAGGCGAUAUACUUAGUUUUGGUUAUUAUGUGUCAAUUUCGGUUACUUUGGUUACUAUUUUUAAUUAUAUUAUUGUUGGAAUUAUUAUAAAAUUAUAUCAGAGCGGAGAAUCAAGUGUUCAACAUCUUCAAACCAAACGGAUCUACAGAUCACUUAUAGUAAUAAUAAUUGUCAUAGUAUUUUUAACCUUAACUGGACCGUCCUGCGCUAAAUUUAUUACUCCGUUAAUAACAAAUGAUCCUGAAAUGAUAUUUUUUUAUACUCGUCUAUUUGCUCAGCUUGUAACGAUCUCGGGUGCAAUAAAUGCCCCAAUUUUGUAUUUUUGCAGGUAG
Molecule: messenger RNA, 492 nt
Organism: Meloidogyne enterolobii
Lineage: Eukaryota; Metazoa; Nematoda; Chromadorea; Rhabditida; Meloidogynidae
Source: the annotation of a GenBank genome assembly